GGAGGGGGCCUUCCCUGCCUACCCCUGCUGUUACCCAUUGUUUUCUUCAGGGCCUGUCUUGUCACCAGAGUGUAAGCCGCCUGAGGGCAGCACUCUUGUUCUUUAUUAUCACCAGCGCCAGGGGCACCCUGGGACCUCGGACCCCAGUAGGAACAGGAUGGGGUUUGUGGGCCCUGAAGGGAGCCAGGGGCCCCCAGCACAUCUGAUGCGGCCCCAGCCAGUUCGGCUUUUCUAGCAAACAGCUAGCUCCUUUUGAUAUUCCCUGGAGAAUCUAUUUUUAAACUCCUUAUUUCUAUGCUGCUCUUCUCGGCCAGGGACGUUCAGGGUGCCUUCCCCCCAUCCCCCAACCAAACCAGGGAACCCCGUGCCUUUCUCUGCGCAGCCAGGUCCCACGUCUUCUUGCCUCCUUACUCAGGGAACCGUCACACCAGGAACCACUGAGGGGCAGGGCCCGUUGUGGCCUGGAAAGGUCGGUGUCCGUCCCCAGCCCUCAGGAUGGUGCUGCCGGCCUGCCUGGUGUCUAACAGUGACCCCUCAGUGCAGUAACAAUGGCCCCAUUUUCUCUGGGUCAAUAAGGGGGGCUGCUUGUACGAGGGGAAGGCGGGCUGAGGCCUGCCUGAGUUUAAGAAUAAAUUGGAUGAUUUCCUUGCCUUGGUCCUACCUCCUUUCUUCCUGUGUGGGGGCUGGAGAGGUGGCCCCGGGUGGGGUCCUGCUGGGCUGGGGGACACAAGUUACAGUCACGGGCACUCGUGUCUAAUCUUUGCAGCCCAGACUUCCCCAUUGUACAGCUACGGAAAGUGAGGCUCAGGGUGGUGAAGUCAGUUGGCCCCGGGGUGGGGAGGGCCUGGGCCACUUCAAGUUUCCGGAGUGGUUACUGUUGACAUUCUGAUUCUCUUCAAAUGAGGAGAUGCGAAAGCAGAGUUACAAUAACUGUGGUGAUAUUUUACAUUUUUCUAUGGGGAAAAAAAGUGUGAUUUUUAUAACCCUCAUAAAAAACACAAUGGAGUAUUUCUCUGCCCACUCGAAGAGUUAUGGACUGCAGCAAGCCACCAGAACGUCACUGCAGUUUCGCAUAAUGCUGACAGUGUCACAUCAGCUGUGGCCUGACCCACAGUGCCGGGCUGCGUGCGACCCGUGGACUGGUUUCUGACAGCAGCAGCAACUUCUGACACCACCAUUGUGCCAUGUCCAAGUCCAGGCUUUGAAAAGCCUCUGAUGACCUCUGGGUCUCUGCGGCAGAUGGGUCCCCAAACGGGGCACAUGUUUUAUUUACUUCCCGGAAAUCCAGUGUCAUUUUCAAUCUUGCCAGUCGGUGGAACGCUCAGUCGGCGUCUCAAGUCGGAGGCCUUCUGUGACGGUGGCCUCGGUGCUUCUUGGAUGCCGUGGGGGGCCGGGGCCACUUUUUCAUCUGGGACCGCAAUGCCCCGGCUCCCCCAUCUUGUUAGGAGCAAGACCACCAAGUGAUGUUUGAGAACUGAAAAAACCGACCACCAAAAGACCCACGUCGACAGAAACCCCACACUGGCUCUGGAAUAAGUACCGAGAACUGCUUUGUCUGACUGAACGCUAGUACAAUCUGUAAGACGGCUGUGUCCUGGCUCGGCCACACCGGUCUGAGCACCAGGACAGGGGCCUGGGCCGCCUCAAGGCUUCUGGACUUGGAUCUCUCGGCCGCUUUGGCUGCUGCCCCUGUGAAAAGGGGCAGGGGACCAGUAGAGCCCAGAGAGGGGAGGGGAGCUGCUCCAGGUCACACAGGAAUUGGGUCUUGAGCCUCCUCGGCAUGGCCUUGCCUCUGUCUGGGACACUGUGGUCACUGUAGGGCUGUGGCCCGUCCCUCCUUGUUGUGGCCAGGAAGGGGGACCACCCCCACUGCUUCUCUAGGUCUGGCUGUCCAGACCUGGGCACUGCAAGGCUGCAAGUGACCAGGGCAGAGUGUGGGUGGUGGUGCCAGCGAGAGCACUGCCCUGUCCCUCUUGGUCCUGCCACUCUGCGGCCCCCAAACCCCGCCCCGCCCCGGGCCGUGUCUAGAGCUCUGAGGCACUGGCGCAGUGAGGGUUACAGCUGGGGCCCCUCCCAGUCUCCUGAGCCACCAUCCCUUAGCAACAGGCCCGCCAGGCAGGACGCGAUGCCAACGCGUAGAACGGGCAGGAGCCAGAGGAGUGGCUGUCUGGACUCCAGGACCAUUGCAGGCCAGGUGAGCGGGCAGGUGGACAAGGCAGGCUCGUGGCACCGAGCCUGGUCGGCCGAGUGGGAGUCCUCCCUCGAACUCUCCCCCGGCCAGUUGCCCAGCGCCCGACCCGCCAUGGACGCUGUGGACGCCACUGUGGAGAAGCUCCGGGCACAGUGCCUGUCCCGAGGGGCCUUGGGCAUCCAGGGCCUGGCCAGGUUUUUCCGCCGCCUGGACCGGGACAGGAGCCGGACCCUGGACUCGGGGGAACUCCAGCGGGGCCUGGCUGAGCUGGGGCUGGCGCUGGACGCGGCCGAAGCAGAGGGCGUGUGCAGGCGCUGGGACCGUGAUGGCAGCGGGACGCUCAACCUGGACGAGUUCCUGAGGGCACUGCGGCCCCCCAUGUCCCCAGCUCGGGAGGCGGUCGUUGCAGCUGCCUUUGCCAAGCUGGACCGCAGCGGGGAUGGUGUGGUGACCGUGGACGACCUCCGGGGGGUGUACAGUGGCCGCGCCCACCCCAAGGUGCGAAGUGGGGAGUGGACCGAGGAGGAGGUGCUCCGCCGCUUCCUGGACAACUUCGACUCCUCCGAGAAGGACGGGCAGGUCACACUGGCCGAAUUCCAGGACUACUACAGCGGCGUGAGCACCUCCGUGGACACAGAUGAGGAGUUUGUGGCCAUGGUGACCAGUGCCUGGCAGCUGUGAGCCGUGCACACAUGCUC
Messenger RNA from Lontra canadensis (Northern American river otter), 2889 nucleotides. RefSeq names its product calcyphosine (gene CAPS). Lineage: Eukaryota; Metazoa; Chordata; Mammalia; Carnivora; Mustelidae. Gene Ontology annotation, molecular function: calcium ion binding. Gene Ontology annotation, cellular component: vesicle. The record is from RefSeq and is a predicted model, not a curated record.